AUGUACAACUACCGGGAUGACGUUGAAUCGUAUACUGCUGAAGCAGAACUCCUUUCUGCGGUUGCCUUUGACAUUUUCGACGAGACAGAUGCGAAGAUUGGCUUAUGGGCAUAUGGAAAUACAGAUCUCCCAAAAAAUGUUAGUGAAACACUCAAGAACAUGAACAAUAACUACGACGAGCUAAACAAAAGACUAUCGAAGAUGAAAUAUGUUGAAAUAAGUAAUCCGAAAACCACUAGAAUGGCGGUUGACAUGAUUAAUGAUAUGUACGACAGGGACGGACGAGUAAAUUGCCUGGUUUUUCUUAGCGCC
This is a messenger RNA of Cylicostephanus goldi, 312 nucleotides long. The record is from the annotation of a GenBank genome assembly. Lineage: Eukaryota; Metazoa; Nematoda; Chromadorea; Rhabditida; Strongylidae.